Klebsormidium nitens is the source of this 1450-nucleotide messenger RNA. NCBI's taxonomy places the organism in Eukaryota, Viridiplantae, Streptophyta, Klebsormidiophyceae, Klebsormidiales, Klebsormidiaceae. The record is from the annotation of a GenBank genome assembly.
AUGGCGCCAAGUUGCAAGAGGGAGCGGCGAUGGUGGUGCGGAGCUGAAAUUCGGCGCUCUCUGGGGUUGUGGCAGACGAGCUGGAGAACAGAGGCUGAGACUGGAAGGAAUGAGAGGGAGCCGGAGGGGGUGCGCCUGGACCUGUCUUUGGGAAAUGAGCUGGGGAGAAAAAGCAAUUGGGCUAAAAGGCAGGCGGUCGUAGACUCUGGAGGGGUCGAAAGUAUAGUGCGCGCGAUGGGGAGGCCGGCGAAGAAUCACGAUGCGGAGUUGCGGAAGUAUCCCGAGCUGAAACGCUUUCCCGAACAGCACAGAUGGAACGUUUUCAAAAGCGCUCCUUCCGAUCAGAGAGCCCGGAGGAGCGGGUGGCUCAAGGUCAUGAUCCUGAAGAGGAAGGGACCGGAAUACACAUGGGGCCGAGCGUACAAGGUCAAGAAUCCGGGGGGUCCGGAACUGAUGUUGGACAGCAAGCAGGCUGCCCGAGAGUUUUUACGCUCUAAGACCUUGCCAAUUCUAGACGACCGCGACGAACUGAAAAUAGGAGGACACGGGGCUGGGAGACUCGUGAGCAACCCGCGAGAAGACGUCGAGCUUGAAAAUCUACCGCCACCGAUGGCGCGUGACGUGGAGUAUCGGGGAAUCGCGGCUGAAGAUGGGGACGAGGGAGUGACGGACGGAAGAGGAGAAGAGGGAGACGGAGACCAGGGAGUGGCGGGGGCGGAGGGGAGCGAGGGAGUUGCAGAGUCAGGCGAAGCUGGAGGCCAAGACAGGGGCGACGAAUCGAUGGAGGAGGUUGGGGACGACGAGCCAGAUUUGUCGACCGGUGGAAGCAUGGUCUCCGGAGAAUUUCUCCACGACGUGGCCGCGGAUGAUGACCUUGGGGCAAGCGAGCUGCUCGACGUUGGUCGUGGACGGGAGGGAUUCGGAGCAAGCGAUUCGCUUGACACCAACGGGCGUGGAGAAUGCGGACAGAAUGGAAUGCACGGGGCUUACGUCCGAUCACAGAUAAGCGAUUCGAUAGACGCGAUUUCGUGGCGACUGAAGGUCAUGGUAGCGGUACUGCAGGCGGCGCAGCUGGGGCUAGAGCCGCCCGGAGGCGCCGGACCCUGCCUCGCCCUGCCCGCACGCGGAAGCUUUCCCUCGCCCAGCCUGGAGCCGGCGCAGCUGGGGCUUGAGCCGCCCGGAGGCGCCGGACCCUGCCUCGCCCUGCCCGCACGCGGAAGCUUCCCCUCGCCCAGCCUGGAGCCCGCGCAGCUGGGGUUGGAGCCCGUCCCGGAGGAGCCAGAGCCUGCCGGCGCUCCCCUCUGGAGUUUAGAACGCUACACUGUAUGGUUAGCAGGCGCCGCAGCUGGGGCUGGAGCCGUCCGGAGGUGCGGCCCCCUGCCUCACUCUGCCCGCAUGCCGCCCAGCCUGGAGCCGGCGCAGCUGGGGCUGGAGCCGUGUCACGAUGUAU